UCCCAUACUCAUUCACAAAUCACAAACACAUAGGUAGUUUCUUCUCUAGUAAAAGCCAUAAAACUUUGCCAUUUAAUUUGUCUAGAGGCAUUAUACUAUCCAAUCCAAUCCAUGGACCAAAACAACCACAGAGUACUAGUUUUUGUUUCUUGUAUGCUAAUAACAUGGAACAUUGUUGUUCCACAAGUUGAAGCUCGAGCAUUUUUUGUUUUUGGUGAUUCACUUGUUGACAAUGGUAACAAUAACUACUUAUUCACCACUGCUCGUGCCGAUAACUACCCUUAUGGCAUUGAUUACCCGACUCAUCGUCCCACCGGACGCUUCUCCAAUGGCCUCAACAUCCCUGACAUUAUAAGCGAAAGAAUUGGAUCGGAACCAACAUUACCAUAUUUGAGUCCUCAACUAAAUGGAGAGGCGCUACUAAAUGGUGCUAACUUUGCUUCUGCUGGAAUUGGAAUUCUCAAUGAUACUGGAAUUCAAUUUGUAAACAUAAUCAGAAUCACAAAACAAUUAGAGUUAUUUGAGCAGUAUCAGCAAAGAGUGAGUGCACUAAUUGGAGAAGAAGAGACAGUGAGACUGGUGAAUGAAGCUUUAUUUCUCAUUACUUUAGGUGGAAAUGAUUUUGUCAACAACUAUUUUCUCAUACCUUUCUCUGCAAGAUCGCGCCAAUUUCGUCUCCCAGAUUAUGUCGUAUACCUCAUUUCCGAGUAUCGUAAAAUUCUUGCGAGGCUUUAUGAAUUGGGGGCAAGAAGAGUUAUGGUGACAGGUACGGGACCGUUAGGGUGUGCACCAGCAGAAUUAGCCCAACAUAGCAGAAAUGGUGAAUGUUAUGCAGAACUUCAGGAAGCUGGCGAUCUGUUCAAUCCUCAACUUGUUCAAUUGUUGGGUCAACUCAACUCUGAAAUUGGUUCUGAUGUUUUUAUUUCUGCAAAUGCCUUUGCAGCAAAUAUGGAUUUUAUUGGUGAUCCACAAGCAUACGGAUUUGCCACAUCAAAAGUUGCAUGUUGUGGUCAAGGACCCUACAAUGGGAUUGGACUAUGUACUCCAGCAUCAAACCUAUGUCCAGAUAGAGAUGCAUUUGUAUUUUGGGACCCUUUCCAUCCAAGUGAAAGAGCAAACAGAAUGAUUGUAGACAGGUUCAUGAUAGGAUCCAGUGAAUACAUGCAUCCAAUGAAUCUCAGUACCAUUAUGCUUUUGGAUUCAAGGACCUAAUAGUAAUAUAAUAUAUUCUUAAGAGUUAAUGUCUUUAUUUAUACUCCUAAGCACAAGAUGUUGUAUUUGAUUUAAUUUCUAGCACAAAAUGUUGUAUACUAUAUAUUAAUUGUGUAGACUACAAUGUUAUUAUGUACUGCAAAUUAUAAGUAAAUUAUAUGGAACCUUAGAAAUUCAUGAGGA
Molecule: messenger RNA, 1395 nt
Organism: Trifolium pratense (red clover)
Lineage: Eukaryota; Viridiplantae; Streptophyta; Magnoliopsida; Fabales; Fabaceae
Product: GDSL esterase/lipase LTL1-like
Exons: 5
Coding region: 112-1212 (366 amino acids)
Molecular function (GO): hydrolase activity, acting on ester bonds
Source: RefSeq, a predicted model, not a curated record